Messenger RNA from Chelonia mydas (Green sea turtle), 11653 nucleotides. RefSeq names its product kinesin family member 1A (gene KIF1A). Gene Ontology annotation, biological process: microtubule-based movement. The record is from RefSeq and is a predicted model, not a curated record. NCBI's taxonomy places the organism in Eukaryota, Metazoa, Chordata, Testudines, Cheloniidae. Gene Ontology annotation, molecular function: microtubule binding; microtubule motor activity; ATP binding.
CUGCCGAGGGGCAGGGGCGGGCCGCGUACCCCUCAGCCGGGCGCGGCGGCGGCGGCGGCGCAGAGCAGCUCUCGGAGCUCUGGCUGCAGCCUGCUGGUGUCUGCGGCGAUCGCGGGGAGCCGCUGAGCCGCGGCCGAGGGCGUUCCUUGUGUUGCCAGGAUUGCGAUCCCUGCUGGAAAGGGUGACCUCAAGGCCAGCAAGAUGGCGGGAGCAUCUGUGAAGGUGGCGGUGCGAGUGCGUCCAUUCAACUCCCGUGAGAUGGGCCGGGAUUCCAAAUGCAUCAUCCAGAUGACAGGAAACACCACCACCAUCGUUAACCCAAAGCAGCCCAAAGAGAUGCCCAAAAGCUUCAGCUUUGACUAUUCCUAUUGGUCUCACACCACGCCCGAAGACAUCAAUUAUGCAUCUCAGAAGCAGGUGUACCAGGACAUCGGGGAGGAAAUGUUGCAGCAUGCCUUCGAGGGCUAUAACGUCUGUAUCUUUGCCUAUGGGCAGACAGGUGCUGGCAAAUCCUACACCAUGAUGGGGAGGCAGGAGAAGGAUCAGCAAGGCAUCAUCCCGCAGCUGUGCGAGGACCUCUUCUCCCGAAUCAACGACACCACGAAUGACAACAUGUCCUAUUCUGUGGAGGUGAGCUACAUGGAGAUAUAUUGUGAGCGUGUGCGGGACCUGCUGAACCCCAAGAAUAAGGGGAACCUGAGGGUAAGGGAGCACCCCCUCCUGGGUCCCUAUGUUGAGGACCUCUCCAAGCUGGCCGUCACUUCCUACAAUGACAUCCAGGACCUGAUGGACUCUGGGAAUAAAGCCAGGACGGUCGCUGCCACAAACAUGAACGAAACCAGCAGCCGAUCACAUGCUGUCUUCAACAUCAUCUUCACCCAGAAACGGCACGAUGCAGAAACUGAUGUCACCACCGAGAAGGUCAGCAAAAUCAGCCUGGUCGACCUGGCUGGGAGUGAACGGGCCGACUCUACAGGGGCCAAGGGCACGAGGCUAAAGGAGGGAGCAAACAUCAACAAGUCUCUGACCACGCUGGGGAAGGUCAUCUCUGCGCUGGCUGAAAUGGAUUCGGGGCCCAAUAAGAACAAAAAGAAGAAAAAGACAGACUUCAUCCCGUACCGGGACUCCGUGCUGACCUGGCUCCUCCGGGAAAACCUGGGUGGUAACUCCAGGACUGCUAUGGUUGCUGCUCUCAGCCCUGCUGAUAUCAACUACGAUGAGACCCUCAGUACUUUAAGGUAUGCUGACCGUGCCAAACAGAUCAGAUGCAACGCCGUCAUUAAUGAGGAUCCUAACAAUAAGCUGAUCAGGGAGCUGAAGGAUGAAGUGGCUCGUCUGAGAGAUCUGCUCUAUGCCCAGGGUCUCGGAGACAUCAUUGACAUGACCAAUGCCUUAGUGGGGAUGAGCCCGUCCUCCUCGCUUUCAGCCUUGUCCAGCCGAGCUGCCUCCGUCUCUAGCCUCCAUGAACGCAUCAUGUUUGCUCCGGGCAGUGAAGAGGCCAUUGAGAGGCUGAAGGAAACAGAGAAGAUCAUUGCUGAGCUGAACGAGACCUGGGAAGAAAAGUUGCGGAGGACAGAAGCAAUCCGCAUGGAGAGGGAAGCUUUGCUGGCAGAAAUGGGCGUGGCCAUGAGAGAAGAUGGAGGCACGCUGGGUGUUUUCUCUCCAAAAAAGACACCUCACCUGGUCAAUCUGAAUGAGGACCCGCUGAUGUCUGAAUGCCUUCUGUACUACAUUAAGGAUGGGAUAACCAGGGUCGGCCGAGAGGACGCGGAGAGGAGGCAGGACAUCGUGCUGAGUGGACACUUCAUUAAGGAAGAGCACUGCAUUUUCCGCAGCCACACGAAGGCCGGUGGCGAAGUAGUGGUGACACUAGAACCUUGCGAAGGGGCCGACACCUACGUCAAUGGCAAAAAAGUGAUGGAACCCAGUGUCCUGCGAUCUGGAAACCGCAUCAUCAUGGGGAAGAGCCACGUGUUCCGAUUCAACCACCCUGAGCAGGCUCGCCAGGAGCGGGAGCGGACCCCAUGUGCAGAGACCCCCGCAGAGCCAGUGGACUGGGCCUUCGCGCAGCGAGAGCUGCUGGAGAAACAAGGCAUUGACAUGAAGCAGGAGAUGGAGCAGAGGCUUCAGGAACUGGAGGACCAAUACCGCAAAGAGAGAGAAGAGGCCAACUAUCUUCUUGAGCAGCAGAGGCUGGACUAUGAGAGUAAACUAGAGGCUUUACAGAAGCAGAUGGACUCCAGGUAUUAUCCUGAGGCCAAUGAGGAAGAGGAAGAGCCUGAAGAUGAAGUGCAGUGGACUGAACGGGAGUUUGAGCUGGCCCUCUGGGCCUUCAGGAAGUGGAAGUGGUACCAAUUCACAUCACUCCGGGACCUGCUGUGGGGCAAUGCAAUUUUCUUAAAGGAGGCCAAUGCCAUUAGCGUGGAGCUGAAGAAGAAAGUCCAGUUCCAGUUCGUCCUCCUCACAGACACUCUUUACUCACCUCUGCCUCCCGACCUGCUGCCCCCCAAUGCUGCCAAAGAUCGAGAGAAACGUCCCUUUCCACGAACCAUUGUGGCUGUGGAAGUGCAGGACCAGAAGAAUGGAGCAACACAUUACUGGACUCUGGAGAAACUCAGACAGAGGCUGGAUCUGAUGCGUGAAAUGUACGACAGGGCAGCAGAAGUGCCUUCUAGCAUCCUUGAGGACUGUGACAACGUUGUGACGGGCGGAGAUCCCUUCUAUGACCGUUUCCCCUGGUUCAGACUGGUUGGCAGUUCAGAUAUCUCUGGCUGCAACAGCUCUCCUCUUUUCAACACAUGCAUGAGCGAGCGCAUGGCUGAUCUCACCCCCUCCCCCACCUUCUCGAACCCCGACUCCGACAUCACCGAGCCUGCUGACGAGCAGCACGUGGGGAAGGAGGAGGAGGAGGAGGAGGAGGAGGACCUGGAGGAAGACAUCUUUCCGGAGUACCCGCUGUAUGAUGGCCGGGAUCCAUUUUACGACCGCUCCCCCCUGUUCAGUUUAGUAGGAAGGGCAUUUGUGUAUCUCAGCAACCUGCUGUACCCGGUGCCGCUGGUGCACCGCGUCGCCAUUGUCAGUGAGAAGGGCGAGGUGAAGGGCUUCCUGCGCGUAGCAGUCCAGGCCAUCGCAGCGGAUGAAGAAGCCCCGGAUUAUGGUUCGGGAGUACGGCAGUCAGGGACAGCCAAAAUAUCCUUUGAUGAUCAGCACUUUGAGAAGUUCCAGUCUGAGGCCUGUCCCAUGGCGGGGAUGUCUCGUUCGGGGACCUCGCAGGAGGAACUGCGGAUUGUUGAAGGCCAGGGGCAGAUAACUGACAUCGGACCUUCUGCAGAUGAAGUCAACAACAACACCUGUGCAGUGACUCCAGAUGAUCUCCUCCUGGACAAUCCAGAGAAAGUUGCUCUAGAUGAGCCAUUGGAAGCAGUUCUGGACCAUCUGACUCUGGGCAGCAUCUUCACCUUCCGAGUGACUGUUCUGCAGGCCUCCAGCAUCUCUGCAGAAUAUGCAGAUAUCUUCUGCCAGUUUAACUUUAUCCAUCGUCACGAUGAGGCCUUUUCAACGGAACCCUUGAAGAACACAGGACGAGGGCCGCCUCUAGGGUUCUAUCAUGUCCAGAACAUUGCAGUGGAGGUGACCAAGUCGUUCAUUGAGUACAUCAAAAGCCAGCCGAUUGUGUUUGAGGUGUUUGGGCAUUAUCAGCAGCAUCCCUUCCCUCCUCUCUGCAAGGACGUGCUCAGCCCACUGAGACCAUCCCGACGCCACUUCCCCCGGGUCAUGCCAUUGUCCAAGCCAGUGCCAGCGACGAAGCUGAGCACCCUGGCGCGUCCCAGCGCCGGGCCCUGCCAGUGCAAAUACGAUCUGAUGGUCUUCUUUGAGAUCUGCGAGCUGGAGGCCAAUGGCGAUUACAUUCCUGCGGUCGUUGAUCACCGUGGAGGGAUGCCGUGCCAUGGAACCUUCCUGCUCCACCAGGGAAUCCAGAGGAGGAUCACCGUGACGUUAGUGCAUGAAAACAGCAGCCUUGUCCGCUGGAAAGAAGUGCGAGAGCUGGUUGUGGGUCGGAUCCGAAACACCCCAGAAGGGGACGAGUCUCUCAUCGACCCCAACAUCUUGUCUCUGAACAUCCUGUCAUCUGGAUACAUCCACCCUUCCCAGGAUGAUCGGCAGUUUCUUGAUUCGGAUAUGCCUAGGACGUUUUACCAGUUUGAAGCAGCGUGGGACAGCUCCAUGCACAACUCCCUGCUGUUGAACCGAGUCACCCCUUACAGAGAGAAAAUCUUCAUUACCCUGUCUGCUUACAUUGAGAUGGAGAACUGCACCCAGCCAGCUGUGAUCACCAAAGAUUUCUGCAUGGUCUUCUACUCCAGAGAUGCCAAACUUCCAGCGUCUCGCUCCAUCCGCAAUCUCUUUGGCAGCGGGAGCCUGCGGGCCUCAGAGAGUAACCGUGUGACUGGGGUGUAUGAGCUCAGCCUUUGCCGUGUGGCUGAUGCCGGCAGUCCAGGUAUGCAGAGACGACGCAGGCGUGUGCUGGACACCUCUGUUGCAUACGUGCGGGGCGAGGAGAACCUGGCUGGGUGGAGACCUCGAAGUGACAGCCUCAUCCUGGAUCAUCAGUGGGAACUGGAGAAACUCAGCCUCCUACAAGAGGUUGAGAAGACGAGGCACUACCUCCUCCUGCGUGAGAAGCUGGAGACGACCCAAAGAUCAGGCCUGGAGUCCCUGUCCCCAUGUUCCAGUGAGGAAUCCGACUCCCAUAGCACUUCCUGUGUCUCCUCUCCACUCUCGGCAGAUGGUGCCUCAGAGGACAGGAGCUCGCCCUUGGAGACCCCCAGCGAGAGGCAAAAAGAGCUUGCCGUCAAGUGCUUGCGUCUCCUCACACAUACAUUUAACAGAGAGUACAGUCACAGCCAUGUCUGCAUCAGCGCCAGCGAGAGCAAGCUGUCAGAAAUGUCUGUAACCCUGCUGAGAGACCCCUCCAUGCCAGCUCUUGGUGUCACCACCCUGACUCCCUCUUCUACCUGCCCAUCACUGCUAGAAGGACAGUAUAAUGCCACUGAGGUCAGAACCUCCCAUCUCUCUUCCAGGGCAGAAAGCCCUGAGCCAGAACCCGUAGUGGAGGAGAACCGAAGAAAUCCUACACGUGGGUCUGAAGAUGAGAAAGAGACGCAGCGCUUACUGGUCCCGAUAAUUCAGGAGAUCCGGGUGAGUCCCAUUGUCUCAAAGAAAGGCUACCUGCAUUUCCUCGAGCCUCACACCAACGGCUGGGUGAAGCGCUAUGUGGUUGUGAGGCGCCCCUAUGUCUACAUCUACAACACAGACAAGGACUCUGUGGAGAGAGCCAUCCUCAACCUCUCCUCUGCUCAGGUGGAGUACAGUGAGGACCAGCAGGCCAUGCUCAAGACCCCCAACACGUUUGCAGUAUGCACGGAGCAUCGUGGAAUCCUUCUUCAGGCAAGCAGCGACAAGGACAUGCACGACUGGCUGUACGCAUUUAACCCUCUGCUAGCUGGAUCCAUAAGAUCCAAGCUGUCCAGAAGGAGAACAGCCCAGAUGAGAAUCUAACUUAAAACCGCUCUCCACCUCAUCUGUCUGCCAGCAGGAUCAAGACUGCUGGUUCUAUACAAGAGUCCCUAUCUUAAUGUCAAAUCUUUUAUGCCAUCCACCACCCCAGCUGCCUGCUCCAGAAAUGGAUCCAUCUCGAUUUACACCUUCACUGGGAAAAUGCAUUUCUGUUAUAUCUGCAAAAGCCUGGUACAGCCUGGUCAUGAUUUCUUGUGCACAUGUGAUCUUCUGCCCAUCUCCUCAUUGAGUGACCUUGGUGUCACAUGAACCUGUAACUUUCAAAAGCAGGAGCUGUGUUUUUUAUUUUAAAGCAAGGCUACAAUUUAAGGAGGCAGGAGCAUUUGAAAGGUCAGAGAUUACAAGUCAUGAGGAAUUGCUUCCAUGUGAAGAGAAAGUGAUAGAUUUAAGUACUGAUACUUCUUAAUUUAUUGACAUAUAAAAAAAGAUAGAUUAAGUUAUGGUAGUUUGAGAUUAUAUUUAUAAAGUAUUUAUUUCUAUUUACUUCACUGCAAUCUGUAUGUUCAGUUUAUCCCGUUUUGUUGUCAUGUCUGCACACAUAAAGCCUCCCCCAGGGAAGGCAGAGCCUUGGAAGGUGGGCCAGUGGGGAGGGGGUUGUCAGGCCGUUUUGUGAUGCCAUCUUUGUCUUCUUUCUCAAUCCCCAGCACUGGGAGGUCUGGAUGGAUUCAGGAGGUCAUGCUCCCACCUGUGUGCAAACACGUACACACUGACUUCAGAACUCUCCCCCUCCUGCCCCCACCACAUCUCCUUAGUCCUGAUCCCAGAGCUCAAACCACUUUUCCUCCAGGUGGUGACUGGAUAGUGCACUAUGCCAUCCCAAACGAGGCAAUCCACACAUAGCACAGCAAAGACAUGCACACAGACAAGUCACCACACUUAUCGAAGCACUUUGUGUGUGUAUCCCAUCCCCUCCAUUCCCCCAAGUGCUUGAAACCCAGGUAGACUGCAAUGAUGACAGGUUCUGGUUGGUUCUACGCAGGAGAUUUGGUUUGGGGUUCUUACCUCUAUUCUGUCUGUUUUCAGGGCCCCACCUCAAAUGGGGUGAAAGGGAUGGAAAGGGGAUCUGAAGUUCUGGAAGGGCAGAUGGUUCUGUCAAUCCACUUUUGGGGUAGGGUGCUGUUCGAACGCUCCCAAUGAGUACAAUGCAGCCUGCCUCUCAAUAUCCUCAGUCACCUUCUAGUAAGUAUGCAGGCCAUCUAUACUGUACUGUACUAAUCUCUAGCUGGGAAACCUCCAAGAGGAUUAAUCAGUGUCACAGGGACUCACACUGCACAUGGGACUCAGGAAUCCUCUCUGAUAAAACCCACCCAGCUGGGAAGUGGGGAGAGGCCAGGAGGGAUUGCAUCCCGACAGUGAGUAUAAUAUGAAGAGAGAUGACAGACCUGUCUUUUGCAUUACUGCAGACCUGCAUUCUGUUUAGCUACCAAUAGCUUGUUCAGGGCUACCAGGUGGCUACUGCAGCCAAAUGCUGGUUCAUUAGUGAAUCCUGGGGCAUUGCCCAUAUAGUUACAUCUGUGCAGAUGGUCCGAGUUAAUAAAGGGUUGUUACUGGGGUGGGAGGGGGUGUCAAAGCUAGAUCAUAAAAUUACACUGGAGCCUAAAUUCAGAACAGUUGUCUUGAACCAGAUGGCUGAGUCUCACUGUCCUUUUCUGAAAGGGCUUUUACUUCUCUUCUCUUUCAUAUGGGAAGAAUCUGUUUGCAGCAAUUGAAUGGGUAGCAAAGAGAAUGGCAUGGGGAUGGGCAAGGAUGAGAGAAAUUGCGACUUCUCUUUACUUUUAUAUGUGAUUACAUUGUCUUAUUCCCCUCCCCCAUUUAAAACAUUAACUUCAUCCUCUUUCCCCUUGCCCCACCUCUCUAUCAGGCUUAGACUGCCUCCACAGAACAGCUAAGUUGGUGGGGGAAGCAUACCAAAGCAGACAUAUGACAUCAUUAAUAACCCCUCUCCCCAUGGAAAGGACCUGGUCAGGUAGUGCUGACCUUGCUAUAAGCUUUUUAAAGUAACUUAAGCAGCAAAGGUCUUUAUAAAUUUUUAAUUACCCAGAUUGUUUAAUUAAGAUUUCCAGUUGGUCGUAUGCACCCAACUCCAGGCAGAAACAGGGGGAGCUCACCCUCCCUCCAUACAUAUACCAGGAGCAUCGCUGGUCCAUGCUUCAUCCUCACACUUCACGGCUGACCUUAAUUUGCACAGGACGGCUGUGCCUUGGUUCUCUUAGGCACUUUUCCAUCCUCUCUGUUGUGUUUGUUGAGUAUUGUAUGUGUGGCUCCAAGUGGAGAUGGUCUAUGCAGUGUAUUUCUCCUUUCACUUUUUCUUAUUUUGGGGAGGCUAGGGCAUGGGGUAAGGGGACAUGUGGGGAGCCCAACAAAGCCUCCAUGCAACCUCAAUGGGCUGGUAGAGAUGUCACACACACACACACACAAAAGCUCCCAGCAAACUGCCCACCACCAUGCUGCAGUGUGAAGAAAGAUUUCAUUCCUCAGCCUCUGCCUCCUGUCUGCACAGAGACAGUGCAUUUGUAUUGAGCCACUGUUUAGCUCAGCUCUCAUGCUGCAUGACGAGUGCUUUUUUUUCCCUCUGGACCCCGAUUUGCUUUUGACCAGCUCCACGGCAUCACUACCAUUCCCAGGGAAUUUCAUUCUAUCUCACAGACCUGGAUGGCACUGCAGGUUCCUGCAGGGAACAGUGUCAGUGCAGGUGCCAGUGCUUGUUCCUUUCAGUGGGCUUUUCUUCUUUGUGCCAGUCCUACAUGGGCAGAUGGGUUAGACAGCAACUUGCUGACCCAGGUGAAGGUCUCUUGUUUUUACAGCUGUUCCUUAUGGACUUAGAAUUAUUUUUUUAAAUCCAGGACUGAAUUUUAAUAAUUAAAUUAAAUGCCUAAUGCCUGGGAUAAGUGCUUUAUACAUACAAACAAAUCUUAUGUGUUAUUAUCUACACAAAGAGAGAUGCUUUGCCCUCAAUGAGAAUCUGCAAGAGAGAAACUCCAAACUAUGGCCUCAGUUCAGAAAAGCAUGUUUAGCACAUACUUAUGUCCAUCCGCAUCCAGCAAAGCAAUCAAGCAUGUGCUUAAAUCACACUGAAUGGAAUUAAGCACAUAUCUAAUGUUUAGCACAGCGGCAGGCAACCUAUGGCACACGUGCCAAAGGUGGCACACAAGCUGAUUUUCAGUGGCACUCACACUGCCAAGGUACUGGCCACCGGUCCGGGGGGCUCUGCAUUUUAAUUUAAUUUUAAAUGAAGAUUCUUAAACCUUUGAAAAACCUUAUUUACUUUACAUACAACAAUAGUUUAGUUAUAUAUUAAAGACUUAUAGAAAGAGACCUUCUAAAAACGUUAAAAUGUAUUACCGGCACGCAAAACCUUAAAUUAGAGUGAAUAAAUGAAGACUCGGCACACCAUUUCUGAAAGGUUGCCGACCCCUGGUUUAGCACAUGCCUCAGUUUUUUGCUGACUGCUGAAUCAAGACCUAGAACAGUUAGAGCACUCCUCCCCUUGUGUAUAUAUCCAUAUUAAUCAGUCUUAAGUUCUAGGGUUUUUUAAUUCUCAAUUCUUUGUUCUAUCUCCCAGCUUAUAAGGGAGCUUUCAUAGAAAGGACUAGGGCUCAAACCUCAACCCAAAGAACUGAUUGUCAGCUGGUGAAAAUACAUUUCAGCAAUCUCUGCUCUGGCAGCAAAUAGGUCCUUCCACUGAGGCCCUGAUGAUGGCCAAUGGAAAGUCUGCCAUCAGCUUCAGUGCAUUUUGAAUCAGGCCCUUGGUAAAGACCACUUGGCUUGAGUACCUAUUUUAACAUACUUCAUAGUCAAAAACUUGUUGUUUUGAUGCAGUUUCUAAGAAAUGUCCUGAAUGGCUGGUACUGUCCUAUCAAGAGCUAGUGUAAACCAAAGUGUUCUGGAGCCAGUCUUAGGAAGCAUAUGAAAUUUUAAGCCCCUUCCUUUGGUAAAACAGGCUUAUUAAAUUUCCGUUCUCAUCCCAACUGAACUCUGGAUUUUCAGUGCAAAUCAAGACAUUCUUGGACUUCUGUUUUUUUUUUUAUCUCUCAUUCAGUCUCAUUCUCAGAGAUUUCUCCAGGUUAGAGCUGUCUAGAGUGGAGGUAGCUAGGUUAUAAAAGUAUAUCACCAUGCUUCCUUAUAUACAUGCCUGUAUUUGUUUUGGACUAGACACAGAAUCACAGGAGACAAUGGGAGAAAAAUGAGGAAGGGAUGCAAAUGCCAGUGUUGGGUCCUCUGGGAAUCUCUGCCAGAUCAGAGAGGAAGGAUGGCUUGGGUGUGAUACUGUUAUGGGUCUUGCCUUAGGUCAGCGAUCCUGAAGAGCAUGGUCUUGAUGGUUUGGUUAUGGAGAAGACAUCUGGUUUCACUCAGUCAGUGCUGUGUGCCUGAGGUCAGCAAACCUGCAGAGCACACUACUUUUCUGAGUUAGAGACAGGUCUGAUCCAAAGACAGUGGGAGUCUUUCCAUUGACACCAGUGGGUUUGGAUCAGGCCGCAAAUAUAAAGAUCUAGAGUUGAGGAGUAAUGACUGCUUAUGGGACUUAUACUGGCUCCCAAUAAAAUAUCCAAAUAGCAGCCAUCUGCUGUUCAUGUGGAUUCCCCAAAAGGUUUAUUUUCUUUAGUACCGUCCGGGGAAUGGCUGGAGAGUCCUAAUUCUAUAUCUUCUAUAUCUGGAGAGUCCUCUUCUAUAUCUGACACCCCACACCUUUCCUUAACUUAGCAUCCCUGCUGUUGAGAGUCCCACCCAGAGAGACAUACAUUCUCAAAAAUUCAAGUAGAUGAUACAUGCAUCAGCCCUUAGAGUAGUUGAGGCUAAAUUCUAUUCAUUGUUCUUUCCAUUGGAUUUGAGGAUGAAAAGGGUCUUCAACAUUUAAACAUUAAAGAUUGGGUAAAUCUUCUAGCUUCGGUCAAAGCUGAGGCAUAGAAACUUUGUUGUGAGGGUAAGAAUGGCACAGGAAAAGACCCAUAUAGUCCUUAUAAUGAAGAAACAAUCCAAAAUGGGUGCAUUUGGAGAAGUCAUCCAGUAUGUUUCAACAUGUGUAGAUGAAUUUGAAAACUAAUUGAAUUCAGUGUGACACAGCUGAGUUGUACACUGGUCACUCAGAAGUAACAGCAGUUGCACAGUAAUAGAAGCAUACUGUUUCCUUGGUGUAACAGAGGUCAGUGAGAUACAAUGAUGUCAUCAAAGUUAAUCAUGACUUAUCAGGAAGGUAGGAUAAGAGGUAAUUUAAUUGAACAAGUUUGUCAUGGGGAAACAGCUUCAAAAUCAAUGGACUGUCUUUGCCUGGCCUUUUGUAAUCAUGCAAGGGGCAGUCAUUUGUCUACAUCAAGUUUUUCGUAUGAAGCACCCAUCCUGAUGAUCCUCAGCCAACAAUGAGGUACUCACUCAAAAAAAGAAAUACCAGUUCUUCAAAGGGCCCUCAGAGAACUGCUGGUUUUGUAACCACAGAGAAAGAUUUCCCAAAUUGACCUCAAAAGAAACAAGCAAGAAGAAGUUGAGUUUUUACAGUGGGAAAGGAGGCAACACUUGACUGAGAACUGGAGGAGCUCACAUAAGCAUUUCCAGCUGUGACCAGUGAUGCAUGUCAUAAACAGCAGCAGCCCGUAAGAGCUUACACCUUUCUAAGAUGCUCUUACUGUCUCUCUUUCUGUUUGGUAAUCAAUGAGCUGUAUGAAGGAACUCUUCAUGAGAUUCAACUUGUUAUUAAGAUCCUACUGUAAAAUGAAGGCGGUUGUGGUUACUUUUAUUUUAUUUUGGUUGGGGUUUUUUUUUUUUUUUUUGGGGGGGGGGGGGGGGGGUUAAGUUUGGUUUUGUUUGUUUUUGCCUGUGCUUCCAUUAUCUAGUUUGUCCACAUGAGUUCUUCCUGUGAUGCCAUCUCCAAGUCCUGGGAGACCAUUUCUCUUGCUUUGUAUAUAUGUGAUUGCUGUGGGCACACCCUGUACUACUGUAUAAUAACAAAACUACUGAAGUCAUGAGUCUAGUUUUCUCGAUGUCUUAAACUAUGAGUGUUGGAAUUUAGGGUAUUAAACUGUUUGUGUAUACUUAAGGCAUUGUUCAGUUAAGAAAUAAAUGUGGCAUUUAUGCAAAUACUGGA